Messenger RNA from Musa acuminata AAA Group (dessert banana), 3643 nucleotides. RefSeq names its product protein argonaute 1B. The transcript is spliced from 23 exons. The record is from RefSeq and is a predicted model, not a curated record. The coding region runs from base 146 to 3373 and encodes 1075 amino acids. NCBI's taxonomy places the organism in Eukaryota, Viridiplantae, Streptophyta, Magnoliopsida, Zingiberales, Musaceae. Gene Ontology annotation, biological process: regulatory ncRNA-mediated post-transcriptional gene silencing. Gene Ontology annotation, molecular function: RNA endonuclease activity; RNA binding; protein binding. Gene Ontology annotation, cellular component: cytoplasm.
CGGGGAGUUGGCUGUAUUCACGGGUGGGGGCUUUCUCUCUCUCCAUUUUAGAAAGUGUAGUGAAGGACGCUCUCCGAGGCGGCUCCCGGAGGGCGACCACCGGCUUUCCCCCGACGUCUCCUGGUUUUCCGAUCACGUUGACAGCAUGGUGAGGAAACGCAGAACUGAAACUUCUGGUACAGGGGAGAGCUCAGAAUCUUAUGGGACAAGCAGCGCCACUGGGCGAGCAGGGCCCCAGCGGCCAUCAGAGAGGGGUCGUGCUGCACAGCAGCAGGGAGGUGGUGCAGGGAGGGGUUGGGCUCCACCCAGUCCUCAACAGCCCCAGCAAGGUGGUCGUGGUGGUGGGGGAUACUAUCAGGGGCGAGGCGGCCGACCACAACCUCGUGAUGUACAGCAAUUAGGUGCUUCAUCUCAGUACCAGGGUCGGGGUGGGCCUCAGCCCAGAGGUGGAAUGCCGCCUCAGCAACAGUAUGGUGGACGCCGGGGUGGACGUGGUAUGGCUGCCGGACGUGGGGUUGGUCCUUCAGCUGCAGGUCCAUCUAGGCCACCGGCUCCCGAGCUGCACCAAGCAACGCAAGCUCCUUAUCAAGCCACUCAAACAGUCCCAUCACAGGCAAGUUCAUCACGGCUGGUGGAAAUAUCCACUACUGAGGUUGCAGAACAAUUUCAACAUCUCUCUGUUCAAGGUGUAGCUUCAUCCAGUCAAGCAAUCCAGCCUGUGGUUCUACCAGCAUCUUCGAGCAAGUCUGUGAGAUUUCCAGUUCGGCCUGGAAAAGGUACCUUUGGUGUCAAAUGUGUAGUGAAGGCUAACCAUUUUUUUGCUGAACUUCCUGACAAAGACCUUCACCAGUAUGAUGUUUCAAUUACACCUGAAGUUACAUCGCGUGUUGUCAAUCGUGCUGUGAUGGAACAACUAGUGAAACAUCAUAGAGAAUCUUGUCUAGGAGGGCGGCUACCAGCCUAUGAUGGCCGGAAGAGUCUCUAUACAGCUGGGCCGUUGCCAUUCACCUCUAGAGAGUUUCAGAUAACUUUAGUUGAUGAGGAUGAUGGUUCAGGCAUGGAAAGACGGCAGAGGACAUUUCGGAUUGUUAUCAAGUUGGCUGCCCGAGUCGAUCUUCACCAUCUUGAGAUGUUUUUGGCUGGGAGGCAGGCUGAUGCUCCUCAAGAAGCAUUGCAAGUUCUGGAUAUUGUGCUUCGUGAGCUACCUACUGCCAGAUACUUGCCUGUUGGUCGGUCCUUUUAUUCACCUGAUUUAGGGAGAAGGCAGCAACUUGGUGAGGGAUUGGAAAGUUGGCGAGGUUUUUAUCAGAGCAUUCGCCCAACACAGAUGGGCCUCUCUUUAAAUAUUGAUAUGUCCUCCACAGCUUUCAUUGAGCCACUACCUGUUAUUGACUUUGUCACCCAGCUUCUGAAUAGGGAUGUCCAAUCAAGACCACUUUCUGAUGCUGAUCGUGUGAAGAUUAAGAAGGCUUUAAGAGGUGUGAAGGUUGAGGUCACUCAUCGUGGGAAUAUGCGCAGAAAAUAUCGCAUAUCUGGUUUAACAUCGCAGGCAACUAGGGAGCUAACUUUCCCAGUUGAUGAAAGAGGAACAAUGAAGUCUGUUGUCCAAUAUUUUCAAGAGACUUAUGGUUUUACAAUCCAACACACAAAUUGGCCUUGCUUGCAAGUCGGAAAUCAACAGAGACCAAAUUACCUACCCAUGGAGGUCUGUAAGAUUGUAGAGGGACAGAGAUAUUCUAAGAGGUUGAAUGAGAGACAAAUCACAGCUCUUUUAAAGGUGACAUGCCAGCGACCUCAGGAUCGAGAGCUCGACAUUAUAGAGACAGUUCAUCACAAUGCUUACCAUGAAGAUCCUUAUGCCCAAGAAUUUGGCAUCAAGAUCAGCGAGAAACUUGCAUCAGUUGAGGCUCGUGUUCUGCCUGCCCCGUGGCUUAAGUACCAUGACACUGGUAGAGAGAAGGAUUGCUUGCCUAGGGUUGGCCAGUGGAAUAUGAUGAAUAAGAAAAUGGUGAAUGGUGGGAGGGUGAACAACUGGACAUGUAUCAAUUUUGCACGGAAUGUUCAAGAAAGUGUUGCUCGUGGGUUCUGUCAUGAGCUUGCUCAGAUGUGCCAGAUAUCUGGAAUGGAGUUUGCUCGGGAGCCUGUACUUCCUCCAUUAAGUGCUAGGCCUGACCAAGUGGAAAGAGCUUUGAAAGCACGCUAUCAUGAUGCAAUGAGCAUACUCCAGCCCCAGGGCAAAGAACUUGAUUUGCUUAUUGUCAUAUUGCCCGAUAAUAAUGGUUCUCUUUAUGGUGAUUUGAAGCGGAUAUGUGAGACGGAUCUUGGUUUAGUUUCACAAUGUUGUUUGACUAAGCAUGUUUUCAGGAUGUCCAAGCAGUAUCUCGCCAAUGUUGCACUUAAAAUAAAUGUAAAGGUUGGAGGAAGGAACACAGUUCUUAUGGAUGCCCUGUCAAGGCGCAUACCACUUGUUAGUGACCAACCUACUAUUAUAUUUGGUGCUGAUGUCACACAUCCUCAUCCUGGAGAGGACUCUAGCCCUUCCAUCGCUGCUGUUGUUGCUUCUCAAGAUUGGCCUGAGGUGACAAAAUAUGCAGGAUUAGUUUGUGCACAGGCCCAUCGUCAAGAAUUGAUUCAAGAUCUGUUUAAAGUCUGGCAAGAUCCUCAGCGUGGAACUGUGACCGGUGGCAUGAUCAAAGAGCUUCUUAUUUCCUUUAAAAGAGCUACUGGACAAAAGCCCCAACGAAUUAUUUUCUACAGGGAUGGAGUAAGCGAGGGGCAAUUCUAUCAAGUUUUACUUUAUGAACUUGAUGCAAUCAGAAAAGCGUGUGCCUCUCUAGAAUCAAAUUAUCAACCUCCGGUGACUUUUGUGGUUGUCCAAAAACGUCAUCAUACUAGGCUGUUCGCAAAUAAUCAUAAUGAUGACCGAUCAGUUGAUAGGAGUGGAAACAUAUUACCAGGGACUGUUGUUGAUUCCAAGAUCUGUCAUCCUACAGAAUUUGACUUUUACCUGUGCAGCCAUGCCGGCAUCCAAGGCACAAGCCGUCCUGCACAUUACCAUGUCUUAUGGGAUGAGAACAAAUUCACAGCUGAUGCAUUGCAAACCCUGACAAACAAUCUUUGUUACACUUAUGCAAGGUGCACGCGCUCUGUUUCAAUCGUACCACCUGCAUAUUAUGCCCAUCUUGCCGCCUUCCGUGCCCGGUUCUACAUGGAACCGGAGACAUCAGAUAGUGGUUCCAUGGCAAGUGGAGCAGCUGCAGGACGCGGGGCUCCGCCCGGUGGACCGCGUAGUACUAGAAUUCCAGGUAGUGCUGCCGUUAAACCUCUUCCAGCACUGAAGGAGAAUGUGAAGAGGGUCAUGUUCUACUGCUGAGCUGACAAAUCCCUUGGUGGCUGCCUUGUGUUUGCAACUUGACUCCACCUUUACGUCCGUACUACUAUCUUGUUUGACUUCAAAAUGCCACGCAUGCACUCAUUUUGGCCUUCGGUAUGCACACUUGAUAGUAUUUUCUUUGGGAGAACGUACGUAUUUGUAGACUCUGAUAUGUUGCAUGGGAUAUUCUAGUCGUAUGAAUCGUCUUGUAUUGACAUUUUAUGUUAUUGCAUCUUACAUAUAUAUUUAUAGCACUGAGACAUUUACAAA